AUGCUUGAUCGCGAAAAUGAGAGCCUUUCGGAUAAUGGCUCUUUAUAUGACACUUAUUUGUCACCUUCAAGUCAGCUUACACCUAACUAUGGCGGCCUUAUCGCCGACGUGAUGGGGAUGGGCAAGACCCUCAGUACACUUGUCACCAUCCUACAUACGUUGGGAUCUGCUCGUGACUUUGCCGACUUCAAUUUUUCUCAGGCUGCUCAAGAAACACCUACGAGAGCCACUUUGGUUGUCGUACCCUCACGGCAGCUGAUUGAUAACUGGAAAUUCGAGAUUGAACGUCACAUGUGUGAAGCUCUGCACGUCACAGUAUUCCAUGGGGAACAAAAGCCUCAAGGAUGCAAGCCUCUCAUAGACACAGAUUUGGUUCUCACAACAUACUCCACACUUGCGUCCGAUUAUAAGAAAAGCGGUUUACUUCAUAAAAUGGAGUGGUACAGGGUGGUCCUUGACGAAGCACAUGAGAUACGAAACUCUUCCACCCACUACUUCCGAGCCGCUUCAACUCUCAAUACCAGCAGACGGUGGUGCUUGACAGGCACACCCAUCCAGAACAAGUUAGAGGAUCUCUCAUCCCUUGCCGAUUUCCUUCGGUUACCGCCCUAUUCUGCGAAAAACUCAUUCCGAAAGUAUAUUCUGGAACCCCUCUCCAGCGGAGGCAUGUGCGACUCUCAGCCAUUACGAGCCUAUCUCCGUCGGUAUUGUCUUCGCCGAACGGAUAAAUGCCUCGAUCUUCCCCCAUCAACAGCUACGACCAUCUAUCAAACUCUGUCUGACCAGGAGCAGAAGCUGUAUGAUGCCAUUUUGAGCAGGGCAAAAUGGGCUUUGGAUGACAUCGUCAGUGGCAACGAUAAAGGUGCCCUCAAGCUGUACAACGUACUAUUCACUGCCACCUUGAAGAUGCGCAUGGUAUGCAAUCAUGGAACCUUGAGCCCUCCAUGGGCCUUUAUGGGUUACCUUGCGCCGCAGGACAGGGAAAUUGACGCAUCUUGUGAACGAUGCUCAUCAUUAGAUGAAGGCUGCGAAGAUAUUCAGUUCUGCCCAAACUGCCGCCGUCCUUUUCGUGCCAAUAGCCCAUCCGUAAGUGCAGGCAGCCCUAACCCAACAUGCUGGUUAGGGGAUGGCAUCAUAGAUGCGAUUGAUCUCCAUGGCUCGUUGCAAACAGAUUUGUUCUCAACGAAGCUCAAAGCUGUGAGAAAGCAAGUACUUGAGGCUGGGGCGGGCACCAAGCACCUCAUCUUUUCUCAAUGGAUACCUACUCUAUACGGCCUCGUCCAUAUAUUUAGAGACGCAGGGGUCUCUACGCUUCUUAUACAUGGAAAAACAAGCACCUUAGAACGAACAAGACUCAUAAAGACCUUUCAAGAAGACUCUCAAGCGUCCGUUCUUAUCAUGUCUGUUGGCACAGGGGCAGUCGGGCUCAACCUUACAGCGGCGAGUCACGUACACGUCGUUGAACCGCACUGGAAUCCUUCAGUCGAGGCACAGGCCAUCGCUAGGGCAAUUCGCAUGGGCCAGAUGAAAAAUGUCAUCGUGACGAGGUACAUCAUGAAAGGAACAGUGGAAGAAAGCAUCGUUGCAUUACAGACCAAGAAGCAAACCCUCGCGAAGUUGACAUUCGACACCGGUAAUGGAGUUAACGAGAACCUGGAGGACUUCAAAGCCGUGCUAGGUGUUAAAGUCGAUUAG
Molecule: messenger RNA, 1695 nt
Organism: Sordaria macrospora k-hell
Lineage: Eukaryota; Fungi; Ascomycota; Sordariomycetes; Sordariales; Sordariaceae
Biological process (GO): DNA repair
Cellular component (GO): nucleus
Molecular function (GO): ATP-dependent chromatin remodeler activity; ATP binding
Source: RefSeq, a predicted model, not a curated record